Molecule: messenger RNA, 4691 nt
Organism: Pterocles gutturalis (yellow-throated sandgrouse)
Lineage: Eukaryota; Metazoa; Chordata; Aves; Pterocliformes; Pteroclidae
Gene: SIPA1L1
Product: signal-induced proliferation-associated 1 like 1
Exons: 15
Biological process (GO): regulation of small GTPase mediated signal transduction; activation of GTPase activity
Cellular component (GO): cytoplasm
Molecular function (GO): protein binding; GTPase activator activity
Source: RefSeq, a predicted model, not a curated record
UGUAUAUUUAAAAAGCAGAAAUGACUGUGUUUUCUCUUGGAACUUACUGAGGUUGAACAUACUGCAAGAUCAUGACCAGCUUGAAGCGGUCCCAGACCGAAAGGGCUGUUGCCACUGGGGUAUCGGUAGGAACAGAUGGCACCUCGAAAGUCCACUCGGAUGACUUUUACAUGAGGCGCUUUAGGUCACAGAAUGGCAGCUUGGGAUCUGCAGUCAUGGCACCGGUUGGACCUCCUCGCAAUGAAAGUUCCCAUCACAUUACCUCUACUCCUGGAGUCCCUAAAAUGGGGGUCAGGGCAAGGAUUGCUGACUGGCCCCCAAGGAAGGAGAACAUCAAGGAAGCAAGCAGAUCUAGUCAAGAUAUUGAGACAUCGAGUUGCCUUGACAGCAUGUCUUCUAAAAGCAGUCCUGGGAGUCAGGGAAGCUCUGUUAACCUGAAUGCUAGUGAUUCAGUCAUGUUAAAGAGCAUCCAGAGCACACUUAAAAGCAAGACCAGACAAUCUGAGAAUCUAGACUCCAGGUUUCUUACACCUGAUGGCUAUCCCAGUUCUCCAAGGAAAGCUCUUCGCAGAAUAAGACAGCGCAGCAACAGUGAUAUUACCAUAAGUGAGCUUGAUGUGGAUAGUUUUGAUGAAUGUAUUUCACCCACUUUUAAAUCUGGACCAUCUCUGCACAGGGAGUAUGGCAGCACAUCUUCCAUAGAUAAGCAGGGAACUUCAGGGGAAAGUUUUUUUGACUUACUGAAGGGCUAUAAAGAUGAGAAGUCUGACCAGAGAAGCCCAGCCACAACUAAGCUCAGUGAACUCCUGAUUGCCAGUGGAAGCAAGGGUUCAGGAUUCUCUCUAGAUGUGAUAGAUGGACCUAUUACUCAAAGGGAAAACCUGAGACUCUUUAAGGAAAGGGAGAAGCCACUCAAGAGACGCUCAAAAUCAGAGACGGGAGACUCAUCCAUUUUUCGUAAGCUGCGCAAUGCCAAAGGUGAAGGGGAGCUUGGGAAGUCCUCAGAUCUUGAGGAUAACAGGUCAGAAGAUAGUGUCAAACCUUGGACUUGUCCAAAGUGUUUUGCUCAUUAUGAUGUACAGAGUAUUUUAUUUGAUUUAAAUGAAGCGGCAAUCAACAGGCAUAAUGUUAUUAAAAGAAGGAACACAACCACAGGUGCAUCUGCUGCUGCUGUAGCAUCACUUGUCUCUGGACCCUUGUCCCAUUCUGCAAGUUUCAAUUCUCCAAUGGGCAGCACUGAAGACCUGAAUUCAAAAGGAAGUCUCAAUAUGGACCAGGGGGAUGAUAAAAGCAAUGAACUUGUGAUGAGUUGUCCUUAUUUUCGUAAUGAGAUUGGUGGGGAAGGGGAGAGGAAGAUCAGCCUUUCCAAGUCUAAUUCAGGUUCCUUCAGUGGAUGUGAAAGUGCCUCGUUUGAGUCGACUCUGAGCUCUCACUGCACAAAUGCUGGAGUAGCAGUUCUGGAAGUUCCCAAGGAGAAUCUGAUUCUACAUCUAGACAGAGUAAAAAGAUACAUCGUUGAACAUGUAGACCUUGGUGCAUAUUAUUAUCGAAAAUUCUUCUAUCAGAAAGAACACUGGAACUAUUUUGGGGCAGAUGAGAACCUGGGUCCAGUAGCUGUGAGUAUAAGAAGAGAGAAGCCAGAGGAAAUCAAAGAAAACGGACCUCAGUACAACUAUCGGAUCAUAUUCAGAACCAGUGAGCUGAUGACAUUAAGAGGCUCUGUGCUGGAAGAUGCUAUCCCGUCAACUGCAAAGCAUUGCACAGCCAGGGGCCUUCCCCUGAAAGAAGUGCUGGAGUAUGUGGUUCCUGAGUUGAAUAUCCAUUGCCUAAGGCUGGCCUUCAACACUCCGAAAGUCACAGAGCAGCUUAUGAAGCUGGAUGAACAAGGGUUAAGUUACCAGCUUAAAGUGGGUAUCAUGUACUGUAAGGCCGGGCAAAGCACAGAAGAGGAAAUGUAUAAUAAUGAAGCAGCAGGUCCAGCCUUUGAAGAGUUCCUUCAGCUCUUGGGAGAACGAGUUCGACUCAAGGGAUUUGAAAAGUAUCGUGCUCAGCUGGAUACAAAGACUGAUUCAACAGGUACUCAUUCUUUAUACACAACAUACAAGGACUAUGAAAUCAUGUUCCAUGUUUCUACUAUGUUGCCAUACACUCCAAACAACAAGCAACAGCUUCUGAGAAAACGACAUAUUGGAAAUGAUAUUGUGACAAUAGUUUUCCAGGAACCUGGAGCACAACCAUUCAGCCCAAAGAACAUUCGAUCCCACUUCCAGCACGUCUUUGUCAUUGUAAGAGUGCACGGUCCCUGCACUGACAGCGUUUGUUACAGUGUUGCUGUGACAAGAUCCAGAGAUGUACCAUCCUUUGGACCACCUAUUCCGAAAGGAGUCACAUUUCCGAAGUCAAAUGUGUUCAGGGACUUCUUACUAGCCAAAGUCAUUAAUGCAGAGAAUGCUGCUCAUAAAUCAGAAAAGUUUCGUGCGAUGGCCACCAGGACCCGUCAAGAAUACUUGAAAGACUUGGCAGAGAAGAAUGUCACCAACACACCCAUUGACCCUUCUGGCAAGUUCCCCUUCAUCUCACUUGCUUCAAAAAAGAAAGAGAAGUCCAAGCCUUAUCCGGGAGCAGAGAUCUAUAGUUCUGGUGCUAUUGUAUGGAGUGUCCAUGCCAAGGAUUACAGCAAGGGUAUGGAAAUAGACUGUCUCCUGGGCAUCUCCAAUGAGUUUGUAGUCCUUAUUGAACAGGACACGAAAAGUGUGGUGUUCAACUGCUCCUGUAGAGAUGUGAUAGGGUGGACUUCAACGGACACAAACAUCAAAAUAUUCUAUGAGAGAGGUGAAUGUGUGUCAUUGGAGAGCUUCAUCAGCAACAUUGAUGAUAUCAAAGAGAUCGUCAAAAGGCUGGAGCUUGUGACUAAGGGCUGUGAAACAGUGGAGAUGACUCUGCGUAGGAAUGGUCUGGGUCAGCUUGGCUUCCACGUGAACUAUGAAGGCAUCGUGGCAGACGUGGAGCCCUACGGCUAUGCGUGGCAGGCAGGACUGCGGCAAGGCAGCCGGCUGGUGGAAAUCUGCAAGGUGGCUGUAGCCACUCUGAGCCACGAGCAAAUGAUUGAUCUGCUGAGAACAUCAGUAACAGUCAAGGUCGUCAUUGUCCCUCCGUAUGAGGACUGCACACCACGCAGGAGCUCUUCAGAAAACUACCGUAUGCCAGUGAUGGAAUACAAAGUGAAUGAAGGAAUGUCAUAUGAAUUCAAAUUUCCCUUCAGAAAUAAUAACAAGUGGCAACGAAAUGCAAGCAAAGGACAGGGUCCUCAUGUGACUCAGGUACCAUCCCAAAUACAAAGUCCAGUAACAUCUAGGAUUGGCUCUGGGAAAGAAGGGAAAAUGCCACCCCCAGAACGAGCAGCCAACAUCCCCCGAAGCAUCUCUAGUGAUGGGCGCCCAUUGGAGAGCCGGAGGUUGUCUCCCGGUUCUGAUGUGUAUGUCACAGUUUCAUCCAUUGCCUUGGCAAGAUCGCAGCAGUGCCGUAACUCUCCAAGCAACUUAUCGUCCUCAAGUGAGACUGGCUCUGGUGCGGGCACAUACAGACAAAAAUCUAUGCCAGAAGGGUUUGGAAUUAGCCGUAGAUCCCCUGCUUCCAUUGACAGGCAGAACACGCAAUCAGAUGCGGGUGGUAGCGGCAAAUCCACGCCCAGCUGGCAAAGAAGUGAGGAUAGUAUCGCUGACCAGAUGGAACCAACGUGCCAUCUCCCAGCAGUAUCAAAAGUCCUGCCAUCCUUCAGAGAAAGCCCCAGUGGAAGACUCAUGAGACAGGAUCCUGUGGUUCACCUGUCUCCAAAUAAGCAGGGUCAUUCUGACAGCCACUACUCCAGCCAUUCCAGCAGCAAUACUCUCUCCAGCAAUGCCUCCAGUGCUCACAGCGAUGAGAAAUGGUACGACAGUGGAGAGCGCACCGAAUCGGAGCUGAACAGCUACAACUACCUUCAAGGGACUUCAGCUGAUAGUGGCAUAGACACCACUUCCUACGGACCUAGCCACGGCAGCACUGCCUCCCUGGGAGCAGCAACAUCUCCCCGUACAGGGCUGACAAAGGAGAAGGUGGCACCGCUGUGGCAUAGCUCCAGCGAGGUGGUCUCCAUUGCAGACAGGACACUGGAAAAAGAGAGCCACAUAGACCGAAAGAGCGAGUCUUCACUGAGCCUGGAUAUUCACAGCAAGAGUCAACCAGCCUCCAAUCCUCUAACGAGGGAGAACAGUGCUUAUAGUCUAAGUGAUGCUGUCUCACAUACAAGUACCAUGAGCUCACGACACUCUGCCAGCCCAGUUGUUUUUACCAGUGCCAGAAGCUCCCCUAAAGAAGAGCUUCAUUCUGCUACUUCUCAGCUCGCACCUUCUUUCUCCUCCUCCUCUUCCUCCUCAUCUGGUCCUAGGACUUUCUACCCUCGCCAGGGUGCUACUAGCAAGUAUCUGAUCGGAUGGAAAAAGCCAGAAGGGACAAUAAACUCAGUGGGGUUUAUGGAUUCAAGAAAACGUCACCAGAGUGAUGGCAAUGAAAUGGCCCACCCUCGGCUGCGUGCUUCAGCAAGAGAUCUACGAGCAUCACCAAAACGAGCAUCCAAGUCCACUGUUGAAGAAGAGCUGAAGAAAUUGAUAGAUCUUGAGAGCCCAACACCUGAAUCCCAGAAGAAUUUUAAG